AUGCAUUUCAUUGGUAUUGUAGUCCCCUUAAUUUUCAACGGCCUGAAUGAUUUUGAGAAGUUCCGUGUGACAAUAGUCAUCCGUACCGGUACUCUAAACCUCACGAGACCUGAAGGCAUCUUCGAGACCACAACGUACUACAAUCACCCGCAGUACAUCGAAGCUUUGCAAUCUGUGGUUCAACCGCACGAUAUCGGUCUACUAAAGUUCAACCGCGUCUUGCAAUUUACAGACCGUGUCCAGCCAGUACGCCUGCAGUCUUCGUUCGACGCUAACAAGGACUACAGUGACGUGAGGCUACAAGCCAGCGGUUGGGGACGUACAUGGACUUUAGGUGAGUCUCCGGAGAACCUGAAUUGGGUGUUCUUACGUGGUGUGUCGAACUCGUUCUGCCGCGGUCUGUACGGCAGCAUUGUGAUCGAUUCUACGAUCUGCGCCAGCGGCUAUAACGUUACCAGCCAGUCUACUUGCCAGGGUGACAGCGGCGGACCUCUGCUAGUAGAAGACGUGGACGGCCAGCCUACUCAGAUCGGUAUAUCAUCUUUCGUCUCUGGCACGGGUUGCCACACUGACUUCCCUGCUGGUUUCAUCCGUACCGGUCCUUACCAUGACUGGAUAAGCGAGGUGACAGAAUUGAAUUUCGACGUGCAAGUGGAACCUACCACCACGACCGUUGGUAUCGAUACCACCACCGCGGAACCUGAACCUACCACAGUAUCCGAAGCUGAACCUACCGUUAGUGAACCAGAACCCACCACGGUUUCGGAACCUGAAACCGAACCAGAAGCUUUAGAAGCACCAAGCAAAUAUUUCUUCUGGUUCAGAUUCUAA
This is a messenger RNA of Papilio polytes (common Mormon), 831 nucleotides long. RefSeq names its product collagenase-like. Gene Ontology annotation, biological process: proteolysis. The record is from RefSeq and is a predicted model, not a curated record. Lineage: Eukaryota; Metazoa; Arthropoda; Insecta; Lepidoptera; Papilionidae. The transcript has 6 exons. Bases 1 to 831 code for a protein of 276 amino acids. Gene Ontology annotation, molecular function: serine-type endopeptidase activity.